Messenger RNA from Pristis pectinata (smalltooth sawfish), 8963 nucleotides. RefSeq names its product docking protein 6 (gene dok6). The transcript is spliced from 8 exons. Gene Ontology annotation, cellular component: cytoplasm. NCBI's taxonomy places the organism in Eukaryota, Metazoa, Chordata, Chondrichthyes, Rhinopristiformes, Pristidae. The record is from RefSeq and is a predicted model, not a curated record. The coding region runs from base 138 to 1130 and encodes 330 amino acids. Gene Ontology annotation, biological process: cell surface receptor protein tyrosine kinase signaling pathway; positive regulation of MAPK cascade.
GCUGGCUGAAUAGACACAGGAGGAGCAGCAGAAGAAGCAGGGUUAGCGCACACUCGAGGGCUCAAACGUGGAGCUGCCGGGAGAAAGGGCUCCCAGCUGAUAGGGACUUGCUCAGCAGCGGAAAAGCGACACCAGCUAUGGCUUCAAAUUUUAAUGACAUAGUGAAGCAGGGCUAUGUGAAAAUUCGAAGCAGAAAACUGGGGAUGUAUAGAAGGUGUUGGUUGGUGUUUAAGAAAGCCUCCAGCAAAGGCCCAAGAAGAUUAGAGAAAUUUCCUGAUGAAAAGGCAGCAUUUUUCCGGAACUUCCACAAGGUAACUGAGCUGCACAGCAUCAGGAACAUAAGCAGGUUGCCCCGAGAGACAAAGAAACAUGCUGUGGCAAUUAUCUUUCAUGAUGAAACAUCAAAGACAUUUGCCUGUGAGUCAGAGCUGGAGGCAGAAGAAUGGUGUAAGCUUCUCUCUGUUGAGUGCUUAGGAUCCAGACUCAAUGACAUCAGCUUUGGGGAGCCUGAUCUUUUGGCAGCUGGUGUUCAAAGGGAACAAAAUGAGCGGUUCAAUGUGUAUUUGAUGCCAACCCCCAAUCUGGACAUUUAUGGAGAAUGCACCAUGCAGAUCACACAUGAGAACAUUUAUCUAUGGGACAUCCACAAUCCCAGAGUAAAACUGGUUAUGUGGCCACUCAGCUCUCUCAGACGGUAUGGAAGGGACUCAACAUGGUUCACAUUUGAAGCUGGCAGAAUGUGUGAUACGGGAGAGGGACUCUUUACAUUUCAGACACGGGAAGGAGAGAACAUCUAUCAGAAGGUGCAUUCAGCAACUCUGGCCAUUGCCGAACAACAUGAGCAACUGAUGCUGGAGAUGGAGAAAAAAACACGGCUGCAAUCCAGUCCGAGUGAGGAGAUGACACUAAUGACAAUAACACUUCCUCGGAGUGCAUACUGGCAUCACAUCACCAGGCAGAACAGUGUCAGCGAACUGUAUAGCUUACAAGGGAAUGAUUUAAACUUGACAAAGGUUCCUCGAGCACAGACCUUCCCUAGCUACAUCUCAGAACAGAGUCAUGAGCACCAACACUUAUUAUCUCCAUCUAGUGGCUACGGAUCAAGCUACAGCUCUGGGCUGGCCCAGUGAUGUGCACCGAACAAUGGGAGGAGUCACUGUGAGCCGGGCCAUGUGUACUGAGAGAAGCCUGAAUGGGUAACAGUGAGAGGGCAAGGACUAAAUACAGGUGAAACAAAACAAGACUUGGAUGGCUUUUGCUGUACUUGAAGCAUUCAGGUGAUAGACUGAAUAUUCAUAGGCUUAAAAAUACAUCUUUUUUUAAUAUUAAUUGGCUCCCACCUGCUGAUAACUACAUACCUCCUUGGGAAAUAGAGUUUGAUGUAUAAAAAAAUGCAAUGUAGAGUAUUUUUAAAAUCCAGCUGCUGUAAAACAUAGCUUCUGUGUGUAAAACACAAUUGUUUGGAUAGGUCUAAAAGUGAUUGAGUCAAAUCGUCUGUGUCUGCGACAACUGUGAAACAAUGCUUCUGUUUCUAAUACUAAUUCAGGUUUUGCUUUCAGAUCUGCUCUGCAGUUAUUCCCAUAUAUCAAAUAGUUUUUCUAGGAAAAAUAUUACCCAGGACUAUCUAUUUUUUCAUUCAACAUCAGGUUGCAGUGUUGUUCGAUGCUAUCUAUUUUGUUUAUUAAGGUGAAUUUUCUCUGAUGAAUAAGGGCUCAAUGGUUCAAGUUUGCUGAGAGUUUACUGUGUCCAGGGAAGGGGCAGUGAGGGGUGAUGGUGGGUAAUGGGGAAUGGAUGAGCAGUUCCCGCAGAUUGAAUGUGAACUAUCUAAGUGGUUUUAAGCUUGGAACAGUUAACAGCUACACAAAUGAAGAACAAAAGAAGUAAGUCAAUUGAUAAUUCACCUGAUGACAAAUGAAAAUACAUCCUUAAUCUGAGUACAGUACCGUGUCUGGCAACAUGAUGGAAAAGCUCUGAUCAGAAAUGUAGUCUCUUUGUAACCACAGGUCAUUACAUGUUCUCAUUAAGAGAGAUUUUUUAUUUCAACACUGGCUUUCAGGUAACUGCAUCUUUCAUCCAAUUGGACUGAGAAUGUGUAAACUCGUUCACUGAGGAAUUUGUUGGCAAUGUGAAAAAUGUGCAAUAUUUACCAACGGGCGUUUUCUUGUGGAACUGGCAUCUUAACUAGCCAAAUAUUUCAACUUGUGCCAACUUGAAGUUACCUUAAGACCUGAAAUAUCAAACUCUGUGAACUAGAGCUAAAAAAAAACUACUGCUGAACAGCAACUGAGUUACAGUGUGUUGGCAAUAAAACAGAAGCAUAAAAUUCUGGCAUACCCAACAGUUCAAACAGCAACUGCAGGCAGAACCAACAAAUUAGUUUUCAUUAAGUGGCUGCACCCAAAAUGUCAACUGUGCCGCUUCUCUCCAUUGAUGCUGCCUGAACUGCUGAGCGUUUCCACCUUACACCAUUUCUAGCUCAGAUUUUCAGGAUCUGCAAUAACUCGCUCCUUGUAUAUACUGGGCUUGGUCAUUAUCAAUCCGACCCACAGCUGCAGUCAGCCUGACACUAAUCUGCAGUUGCAGUUACCUGCAGGGGCACCUGCAGUCCGUCACCCUCACUACUGUCAAAGGCAUUUUCACUAUUUUUAUGUGUCCGUAACAUCCAGAAAUAUUUAAAAUCAAAUUGAAUGGAUUGAUUUUUUUACAUUCAUCCAUUAAAAAUAAUGAAUUUAGUUCAAUUACAUUAAACUAUGGUAAAUUAAUUUAAAAAUAUACAAAAUGAAAUAAAGAUAAGUCAACAAAAAGCUUAAUUUGAAUUUACUUUCUUUAAUAUGGGUCAUUGACCCUAUUGAAAUGAAGGUGGUCACUGCCUAUACAGCAGUUUUGGCUGGCAUGAAGCUGAGAGGCCAGAUGUGAAGUGUAUCUGGCUUCUGGACUCCACAGUGAGUCCAGUAGCAGAGUGGGCAGCACUCAACUUACAGCAUGCUUCCAACUUCCAUUUUGCCACAUGCAGAUGUAGAAGCUGAUGACACACUGAACAACGGACGGUGGAGCUCAGCCCUGUAUCUGCAUCACUAAUGCCAGCAGUGAUUGGCUAUCAGCAAUCCCUCCUGAACACAUGUAGUGACUUUUGUUGAUAGGAAUGUGCACUGCUGUACCUACAUUAGUUGAAAAGAACUGAAUUUAAGGAUUUACAAGAUGGCCUGGAAGAUGGAGACACAAGAGACUGCAGUUGCUGAAAUCUGGAGCAAUAAACAAACUGCUGGAGGAGCUCAAUAGGUCAGGCAGCAUCUGGGGAGGGAAACAGACAGUCGCCAUUUUGGGUCGAGACCCUUCAUCUGGACUCUGAUGAAGAAUCAGCAUCUGGGGAGGGAAACAGACAGUCGCCAUUUUGGGUCGAGACCCUUCAUCUGGACUCUGAUGAAGAAUCUUGAUCUGAAAGGUUGACUGUCCAUUUCUCUGUACAGAUGCUGCCUGACCCAUUGGGUUGCUCCAGCAGUUUGCUUGUGGCUUGGGAGAUGCUUAGUUCAGGUCACAUUUGAUAUAAAUAAGCAUGCAGGCCACACCUUCUCACUUCACAUAUCAGAUCACAAUUAAAAUUUAAAUAUUCAUUAUAACAUUAAGGAUGAUGUAAGACAAUCAAAGAACCAAGGAAUUCCUGAUGUUUUUACACUGCAACCAUACAAGACAAUCUACAAAAUAACUUCCAAAAUCAAAAUCUUGCCCUUGGUAUGUGACUGGCUCUUGUUUCUCUAUAGCCUGCCCUGGUAGGGAACUAAUGUUUUCAGAACUAGUGUAUCACACUCUUUACUGGAGUAUCCAGUGAGAAAAAUUGACGUUAUCACAUGAGAAUUCAUUUUGUAGUCAGUCUUCACAGUUCAUGUCAAUUGACUGAACUAGAUUCUUAGGUGGCCUUGUUAUGACAAGUGAACUGCAAAAACAUUUUACCUGUUUCAAAAACCAUGACUUGUGUAAUCAGGCUUUGAAAUUCAUAAUUUCCUUUUAUCCCAGCAAGUUUAGUCACUGCUGGUAAGGCAAAGGACAAUUGGAGAGUUUAAAGGUUUAUGAUAUAGUCGGGAUUACUUUAAUUUACACACUAGGCCAAAGUCUCAGUAUUUCUCUACAGUUUUUGGAGUGAGUAUCCCAUCAGAGUGGACAACGGACCAUUGUGUAAGUUCUAAUUGAUCUGAUAUCCCCCUAGGAUAGGAAGAAGGGAGAGGGUAUCCUGGAUUAUGAGCAGGGGACUAUCAAGAGUCCUGAUUUAAUUCAGAUUGGGCAAAGGAAAGAAAUAAGUGAGAAUUUGUUAAGAGAAGGUUUAUCUGACUAACCUAAUAAAAUUCUUUGAGGAGGUAAUGGGCACGAUCGAUGAGAGCAAUCUAUUUGAUGUCGGCUCUGUGAAUUUUAACAAGGCUUUUGACAAAAUCCCAAAAGGCAGACAUGUCAAUAAAGUGAAAGCAAAAAGGAUCCAAGGGAAAGUGGCAAAAUGGGUCCAAAACUGGCUUAGCAACAAGAAACAAAAGAUAAGUGGUUGACAGGUGUCUUUGCAAUGGGAAGGCUGUUACAGGUAGGGUUGCAAUGGGCUCAGUUCUCCAUCUUUUGCUGUUUGCUAUAUAUAAAAACCAUUUAGACAUAUACGUAGCUAACAUGAUAACAAAGUUUGCAGGUGAUACAAAAGUUGGCCAUUUGUAGACUGCAGGAAACUGCAGAUGGUUUGGCCAGGUGAAUACAUAAAAAGGCAAAUGAAUUUAAUCCAGAGAAUUGUGAGGUAAUGCAUUGGCAAGGUGCAAUUAGGCAACUAAGAGAAUAUUGAGUGGUAUGAAGAAACAGAAGGGUUUUGGAAUGUAUGCACACAAAUCAUUGGAAGGGCAGAACAUCUCAGUAAAGAGGCAAACAGAAUGCUUUCCUUUAUUAGCCAAAGGUGAGAAUAUAAAAUCAUGGAGGUUAUGCUUGAACUGUACACAAUGCCAGUGAGACCACAGAUUGAGUACUACAUAAGUUCUGGUCACCACAUGACAGGAAAGAUGUGAUUUGCUGGAGAAAGUGUAGAAGAGAUUUACAAAGAUGUUUCCAUGACUGGCAAAUUGUAGCCAUGAACAAAGACAGGAGAGUCUGGGGCUGUUUCUUUGGAGCAGAAGAGUUUGAGGGAAGACUUAACUGAGUAUAGUGUUACAGGUAGUGUAGAUAGAGUGAGGGAGCAUUAAGUAUUUGGCUGUAGAAUUAGAAUACAGAUGAGCAUUUUAUUUUUCACCCAGAGGAUGGUAGUGGCCUGAAACUCACUGACUGAAAGAGAGGCACAGGCAGAAAACCUUAGUGCAUUUAAAUACUUAUUUUAGAACAGUCAUUGAAAAGUCAUGAUGUGUGUGGCUGCAGGGCAAGUGCCUGAUGGUAGGAUCAGACUGGAAGCUUUUUUUGAUGGGUGCAGAUAAAAUGGGCCAAAUCACACAUUUUCUAUGUUCUAGGAUUAUCUGCAGACAGGAUCUGACAUCAAGUAUCCACAAAAAGCCCACAGUUAUCGAGUCAACGAUCUAAGUACAGGGGAAAAUGGAAACAAAAACGAUCAGAUAUAAAUGCUCGUAUUGGCAAAAGUGAAGCAGACAUUUAUCAUCAAUAAAUAAUAACAUGAGACAGUAUAUUCUGGACUUGUUUAGAAGUAAGAUCGCAAUGUGGUAAAUAUGACGUGGUAUAUAUGAAAGUGAAAUAUCUGGUAGGUUCCAAUACAAUAAAUUGGAGUAUCCUCACCUUAAGGCAUCAGGACAUCACCAGUACCUGUUGCCCAUUUCUCAAAUGCCAUUGAGGGGGUGCUGGAGAGCCAUACUCUUGAAUGCAGUAGUCCAUCUGGUGAAGGUUCUCCCACGGUGCUGUUGAGAAGGGACUCUGGGACUUAGACCCAGCAGCGAUGAAGGAACAGUGAUGUACUUCCAAAUCAGGAUGGCACGCCGUUUGGAGGGGAACAUGCAGGUGGUGGUGAUGCUAUAUUCCUGCUACCCUUGUCCUUCUUGGUGUUAGAGGUUGCGGACUUGAGAAACGCUGUAGGAGUGGGUUAGUAGAGAGCCACAGUGUAUCAGUAGUGAACGAAAUGAAUGCUGAGUGGUAUAUGGGGUACCAGUCAAGUGGGCUGCUAGAUCAAGAAUGGUGUCAAGCUUCGUAAAAAUUGUUGGUGCUCCACUCAUUCAGGCAAAUGGAGAUUAUUCCAUUGACUUGCGCCUUGUGAAUGAUGGGAAGGCUUUUGGGUGUCAGGAGGUGAGUUAUGUGCAGCAGGAUACCCAGCCUCUGAUCUGCUGUCAAAGCCAUGGCAUUUAUUUGGCCGGUUCAGUUGAGUUUCUGAGCAAUGGUAAUCACCAGGAUAUUGAUAAGUGGGGGACUUGGCAAUGGUGAUGUCAUUGAAUGUCAGAAAGUAGUGAUUCAGUCUCUUUCUUAGUUGGAGAUGGUCAUUGUCUGGCAUUUUUAUGGACAGAUGUUACUUGCAACUUAUCAGCCCAUGUCUAAAUGUCGCUCAGGUCUUGCUGCACAUGGGCACGGACUGUUUCUCGUUGAGGAGUUGGGAAUGGAAUUGGUCAUUGUGCAAUCAUCAGCAAACAUCUCUGUCUCUGACCUUAUGACAGAAGGGAAGUCAUUGAAAAAGCAGCUGAAGGUGAUUGCAAAUCACCUGAGGUGAUCCCUGAGGAACUCCUCUGGGAUAACUGGCCUCCAACAUCCACAACUAUCUUCCUUUGUGUAAGGAAUGACUCCCACUAGUGGAGUAUUUGCACUAUGAUGUCGAUCAGCCUCACUUUUACCAUGGCUUCUUAAUGCCACGGUCAAUGAAAUGGUGCCUGGAUGUCGUGUUGUCACUGUCACCUUGCCUCACCCCUAGAGUUCAGCUCCUUGCUCCAUGUUUGGACUGAGAGUAUGAUGAGGUUUGGAACUGAGUGGUGAAAUCCAAACUGGAUAUUAAUGAAUAGGCUCUUGGUGAGUAAGUAUCACUUUAUGGCACUCUCAACAACAACUGCCAUUGCUUUGCUGAUGAUUGAGAGUGGACUGAUGAGGCGUUAAUUAGCUGGAUUGGAUUGACCCUGCAUUUUGUGAAUGUGACCUACCUGGGCAAUCUUCCACAUUAUCAAGUAGAUGGCUGUGUUGUAAUCAUACUGGAACAACUUGGUUAGUGGUAAUAUUUGUUCUGGGGUUGUGGGUCCUCAGUACCACAGCUGGGGUGUGGUAUGGUACCAUUGCCUUUGCUGUAUCCAGUGUUCUCAGCUCUUUCUAAUAUGCAAAGUGAAUCAAAUUGGCUGAAGACUGACUGCUGUGAUGUUGGGGAUCUCAGGAAGAAGCUGAGAUGGAUCAUUUGCUUUGUACAUCAGUCUGAAUAUGGUUGUGAGUGCCCCAGUCUUGAACUUAGCAUUCGGACCCAUUAGCUGUUUAAUUGUCCACCACCAUUCACAACUAGUUGGUACUUUCUGAGCUCUUAAGGGAGGUGGGAAUGGGAUAUCUAUUUCCAUUCAACCCAUUGAGUCUACGCCAGCCCAAAGAGCUUCAUUCCUUCAUUAAUUUUCCUUGCAAGCUAUUAUCUACAUAUUUGCAUCUUACCACACUAGGAGCAAUUUAUAAUGGCCAGUUAACCUACCAACCUGCAUGUCUUUGGGAUGUGGGAGAAAACUGAAGGACCCAGAGGAAAUACAAGCAGUUGCAGCGUGAUCAUGCAAGCUCCACACAGACAGCUCCGGAGGUCAGGAUUGAACCCUGCUCACUGAAGCUGUGAGGCAGCAGGUCCACUGGCCCAGCUGUAGAGUUUCCAUCUAGUCCUUUGGUUGUGGAAUCACUUAACUCUGUUUAUGCCUACUGCUUUUGCUUUAUAACAUGCAUGUCUAUGAUGUUGAUGUCCCAGUGUUGAUCACAGAAUAUUAAAAUGUUGAAAUGCAUUCAAUCAAACCAGCAGAGCUGCUUGAGGCUACCAAAAACAAUGUAUCCAGGGUAGUAAGGGAUCCCUCAUUUCAGAACUUGGAAACAGCUGUUUCAGAGCAACACAUGGACAAUCAUGGAUAUCCUGUUUAAGGACCAGAGGAGAAAUAAACAUUCCAAAAUAAUCCUAGAUGGAUUCACAGGAAACAAAUGUAUCCAUUUGUUAGAUGGAACUGUAAGAGCUCCAAAAGGAACUGAGCAAAUUGUGACUGCCAACUACUGCUCAACAAUUUGCCAGUAAACUGGAAAGGGAAAUUGUGUCCAAAGACAGGACAAGUGCCAGUGGAAAAUGUAUUAAGAUCAACAGCAGAAUUUUUAAAACAUUUGAAGAGCAGGAGGUAAUAAUAAACAGAAGAUGGAUAAAAUUAUUUCCACAUAAUUAAGAAAACCUUCAAGUACAAGAGGAGGUAGUGUGGAUCACAAGGAAUAUAUUAAAUAUUAUCAAAGGACAAAAUCUUGUGUUUAUUGUAACACUCUAUCCUAGGCUCAGGAUAACUCAGGAAUGUUCAACAAAUUGAUUACUUUUAAAGUGGAAGUAGUCCCGUUAAGCACGUUAAUGCAGCCUCCAGUUUGCACACAGCAAGACUCCACAAACAUCAAAUGAGCAGAUAGUUUGAGGGAAUAUUGACCAGAACAUUGGGCACGCUCAAAUAUUGGCAUGGGAUUUUUUACAUCCAACGGGUGAGGCCUUGGUCCAACAAAUCAAGUGAAAGAGGGCAGUGAGGACAGGUGAAGUUUAAAGAGAAAGAAAUGCAAAAGUCAGUAGGAAAAAGCAAGGGAAAAGAACUAAAGAGAUGAUGCAGAGCAAUGGAAGCUGGAAUGAAACGAAAUGACCGCAAUUGCAAAAUUUAAAUUUCUCAUGAGAAAAUUAAGAUGGUAAGCCACAGCAGAAAUAAGAUACUCUGAUUUGCAUGGGAGUGGAGUUGUGAUACAAUAACGGUUGUGAGAACCCAUGCAAGGGCACUAAUUUUCCUGUCUUUUUUUCUUAGGAAAAUCUAUUAGACUCUGUAGGAGAGAUGGUCUGUACG